AUGGGGAUUGACGAGAUAUUUGGGGAUUCACGGCGGGAAAAUGUUCCCACAAAGAGCGCAAUCUACGUGUGGGGAUAUAACCAAUCGGGUCAAACGGGUCGGAGGGGCAAAGAGCACAACUUGAGGGUCCCGAGGCAGCUUCCGCCGGAGCUAUUUGGUUGUCCCGCCAGCGGAAAUUCCCGGUGGCUUGAUAUUGCUUGCGGCCGUGAGCACACUUCCGCCGUCGCCUCCGAUGGCUCGCUCUUCACCUGGGGGGCUAAUGAUUUUGGUCAGCUGGGAGAUGGGACUGAAAAGGCUAGGAAACACCCGAAGAAGGUGAAGCAGUUGCAAUCUGAAUUUGUGAUCUCUGUAUCUUGUGGGGCACAUUGUACUGCAGCAAUUGCAGAACCACGUGAAAAUGAUGGAACUAUAUCGACAAGGAGACUCUGGAUUUGGGGACAAAAUCAGGGUUCUGAUUAUCCACGCUUAUAUUGGGGAGCCUUCACUCCAAAUACGGUUAUUCGCCAAGUUUCUUGUGGGGCUGUUCAUGUGGUUGCUCUGUCAGAAGAUGGCUUGCUACAAGCAUGGGGCUAUAAUGAGUAUGGCCAGCUUGGCAGAGGUAUUACCAGUGAAGGCCUUCAGGGGGCUCGUGUUAUUAAUGGUUAUUCUAGGUUCCUUGAUGAAGCCCCCGAGCUUGUGAAGAUUACCCAAGUGUCAUGUGGAGAGUACCACACAGCAGCCAUAUCGGAGGAAGGCGAGGUCUAUACUUGGGGACUUGGAAGCAUGGGUCAACUUGGGCAUUGUUCACUUCAAUCUGGUGACAAGGAACUGUUGCCUAGGCGUGUAGUUUCCCUUGAUGGGACGUUUGUUAAGGUUAUUUCAUGUGGCGGGGUGCACACAUGUGCUGUGACUGAUAGAGGGGCCCUAUAUGCUUGGGGUGGAGGCCAGGCUGGGCAGUUGGGACUUGGGCCUCAAACUGGAUUUUUUUCGUGCACUCCAAAUGAAUCUGAAAUGAUACUUCGCAAUAUACCUGUUUUGGUGAUCCCAACUGGUGUGCAACUUGUUGCCUGUGGACAUUGUCACACACUCAUUUCUACCAAAGACGGAAGAAUUCAUGGGUGGGGUUACAAUAGUUAUGGUCAAGCUGCUAAUGAGAAAUCAACAUAUGCUUGGUAUCCUUCCCCAGUUGAUUGGUGUGUAGGAGAAGUUCGGAAAUUGGCUGCUGGAGGUGGCCACUCAGCAGUAUUAACAGAUGCAUGUUCCUUAAAAGAAUUGUGCGAGUUUAGGCUAGCAGACACUGUGACUCUGUCAAAUGCUUCAGUGAUUGAGGAUGUUGCAUCGAGAACUGGUUCAGAUGCUUUAGCACGCCUUUGUGGAAGAUUAAGGAAGCAUUUGCUUGAUGGUGGAGAUUGCAACUGUGAUGAUGAAUUUGGUGUCUGA
Fraxinus pennsylvanica is the source of this 1419-nucleotide messenger RNA. Lineage: Eukaryota; Viridiplantae; Streptophyta; Magnoliopsida; Lamiales; Oleaceae. The record is from the annotation of a GenBank genome assembly.